Zasmidium cellare ATCC 36951 is the source of this 900-nucleotide messenger RNA. RefSeq lists its product as uncharacterized. Bases 1 to 900 code for a protein of 299 amino acids. The transcript is spliced from 2 exons. The record is from RefSeq and is a predicted model, not a curated record. NCBI's taxonomy places the organism in Eukaryota, Fungi, Ascomycota, Dothideomycetes, Mycosphaerellales, Mycosphaerellaceae. Gene Ontology annotation, molecular function: oxidoreductase activity.
AUGGCCGCAGCGAUUGCGAACCCGUCCGUGGUGCGGGCGAACUUGAACUACCUCUUGCCGGGCGGUGGAGCCGAUGCGGAUGGCUUCUAUCCUGGGACAGCAAGCAAUCUUCGCCGAAAAUUUGACGUUCGUGAAGUUCCCAUUACCGAUGUUCGAAGCGUGAACGACACCUUCGAUAUUGAUAAGCAUGGCUUCAAAUUCGUCCCCCGCGAAGGAAAGUUCAACGAAUUCGACAAUAAGGAGCAGACCGCGCAGCACUGGUACCCCGAGGUUAUCGAGCUGCUAAAGAAACAUCUUGGAGCAGCGGACGCCAAGCCGUUACUGCACUUCGUCCGGAACGAGACUGUUGAGUCGGCCUUGGCAGAUGCAGCUACAAUGGCGGAUCACGACACAGUCACAAAGAUGGUGCCGUUUCGUGUCAUUCACGUCGACAACAGCUACGACGGCUCUUACGGGUUCCUGGAAGGCUUUGUCGGCAGCGAAGAGGCUGAGAAGUGGAGCAAGGGCCGAUGGGGUAUUGUCAAUGUCUGGUACCCUCUCAAGACGGUAGAGCGUGACCCCCUGGCCGUCUGCGAUGCCUCGAGUGUUAGAGAAGAGGACUUGUACCCCCUUGCGAUCAGGCGACCUGCCGAUGCUGUGAAUGAGAAUUUUACCAACACGCCGAAGAACAUGAAGGCGAAUGAGUCUUGGCAUGUCUAUUAUAACGAUGAGCAUCGGUGGUAUUAUAAGAGCAAGAUGACACCAGAGGAGGCUUUGUUGAUUAGAAUAUACGACUCGGAGAAGGAUGGUAGGGCACGACGGUGUCCUCAUACGGCGUUUGAGCUGGCCGACCAAGAUGCUCAGAUGCCAAACAGGACCAGCAUAGAGACAAGAUGUGUUGUAAGGUGGGAUGAUGAAUGA